Molecule: messenger RNA, 1929 nt
Organism: Heterostelium album PN500
Lineage: Eukaryota; Evosea; Eumycetozoa; Acytosteliales; Acytosteliaceae
Exons: 4
Coding region: 1-1929 (642 amino acids)
Source: RefSeq, a predicted model, not a curated record
AUGGAUUACAACCGUCUCUUCAAUUAUGUCUUGAUACUCUCGGAUGAGAAAAAGAAUCAUGACUUAAUCGUUCAACUCAACAUCAUAAACGUAUCGAAAUGUUUCAAAGAUAAUCUUCAAGACACUUUUGUACCUCAUCUCUUACAAGAGGUUCUUCGAGGUUGUUUCUUUAAAGAAUUAAAUUUUGGAGUGUUUAGAUUUAAAAAAAUGAUUGAAAAUAAUUGGUUAGUUCUUUUUAAAGAGAUGGAUUUAGAUACUCCUGAAUCUCUAUAUUAUCUAAGUGAAGAUGCUUUAAUAAAUUUAUUUAUGGGUACUGUGUUACCGGGAGAAUCUUCGUUGGAGACCGAAACGAAAGUUGGUUUGGAGAUUCUAAGGAGUUUUGAAAAAGUUAUUUCAAUUCUUAAAUUCAAUGAGAAAAAACUGUUGUUUAAUAACAAUACUAUUCUAUUUCAAGAGAUAGUCAGUGAGAUCAUAUCGAGCAUUGAGAAUCCACAAGACACAGCAACCGUCAAAAAGAAACUCCAAACAAACAAAGCUGUUUGUUUUUAUCUUCCAAUCUAUAAUUGUAUCUUGUUUCAAACACCAAAAGAUUCAACUCUCUAUCUCAACAAGAUCUAUCCAGAGCUAUCGGAAUUCUCAACGACCACCACUAAAUUACGAAUGACCACUCCAUUCUCUAUUUAUAAAUCUCUACAUUAUUCAUUUCAAGAUAUACACAUCGAUCAUCUCAUCAAUCUUCGUGAUCAAAAGGAAAUGCCGAACAAUAUCAAACAGUCUCCAAUCAUCAAGAAUGAAGGUUCAAUUGGAUUGAUCACAUCUUGGUUGCUUCCAUCGAUUGCCACAUGUUUACAACUAGGAUCAACAAUGGAGAAUCAAACUUUUUACAAGUCUGUUCAUCCAGAACAUAUUAUCAUUAAAAACAGCAACAAAUCACCACAGAAUUCAUCAGUAGAAACAACAACACCGAUACCACCAAAUCCAUGGAGAAGAUCACCAAUGUGGAUUGCAUUCAAAUCUCUCAUUCAUACACUUUGCCAACAACAUUGUAAAGAAUCAACUAUCUUCUAUAAAUCAAUGAUGCUCUCAUUCUAUAGUUUAAUAUUAAAGAAUAAAGGUUCCAAACAGCUAACGCCAAGACAUUCCGAAUGGAUUCCAAAGAUCAUUCAUCGAUGUUAUAAACUUGAAGAACUUCUUUCACUCGAUCAAUUCAAGGAUCAACGAGUUAUAACAAUGCCAAUUAUUAAUGAAUGUCGACUGCAAAUGGAGUCAUUACAUGAUCGAUUGAAUCGUCAAUGGAUCGAUUAUUGUGAAUAUCGGAAUGCUAAAUUAAACAUUAAACCAUCACUCGAUGUAAUUGUCAAUGGUUUGACUGGUGAUUCGAUUGUUGAUACAAUUCAUGAUUUUAAUUCAUAUUUUGAAUUUGAAGAUUCAAUCACAACGAUGGAAGAAGAAAGAAUCAACAAUAAUUCAACAUGGAAAGAUAGUAUAGUGAAUAGGGUGGCAGUACCAAUGAAACCACUUGGGUCUUUACUUGGAAAAGACAGUUCUUUGGAAAGAAAAGUAAAGAUAAUAACAAAGUAUCUGGCGGAUUGUGAAAAGGAUAUCUCCAAUAUGAGAAUAGCCCUCUAUCAAAUAGAGGAUCUAAUAUUCGAUGGUGGAAUUAUUUCAAAGCUGGAUUCAAGUCAGUUGGUUGACAUUAUGUUUGCAAUGGGCAGUGUUGGCAAGUCGGCAGUCAGUAAAUGUCCCAUCAUGAGCAAUCGUUUGACAUUGGCGUUCUACAUUUUGGUUUAUCAUAUCGAUAGAAAAGUGGCUGUCGAAUGUGGAGAUUCUGAAUUGUACAAUAGACAUCCUCCUAUUUUUCAAGAAAAGGAACUCUCUCAUCUCUUUGUUACCAGCAAGAAGGCCUAUUGUCGUUUCACGAUAAGAUAA